This is a messenger RNA of Rhipicephalus microplus (southern cattle tick), 1183 nucleotides long. RefSeq names its product ATP-dependent helicase brm (gene brm). Gene Ontology annotation, cellular component: nucleus. Gene Ontology annotation, biological process: regulation of DNA-templated transcription. Lineage: Eukaryota; Metazoa; Arthropoda; Arachnida; Ixodida; Ixodidae. The record is from RefSeq and is a predicted model, not a curated record. Gene Ontology annotation, molecular function: histone binding; ATP binding.
CACAACGUCUCCCUCCCGCGUGCCUCUGUAGUGCAUUAUGAGAUGCAUAUAACCUCACAAAACGUGCAGUUUUUUGCAAAUCAGUGCUCUUUAUUAUUUGUUACUCGCGGCAGCCCAUGCACCGGGCGCCGCUGCAUCGCGGGUACGCCAUUGUCGGCUCGAAGUUGCUUGUAGCGGAGUUUCACCCGUCCCUGCCUUCGCUGAAGACGUCGUCCGCUUGACAGGUGGAGCGGCUGCUCCCAGCGUCGCCCGAUGGCGUCGGGCGAGGAGAUGAUGUCCGCUUCGCCUGGGCCGCAGUCCCAAGGCGGUCCGCCUCCUCAACAGGGCGGCCCGCACCCCGGGGACGGUCACAUGCAGCAGGGAUACCCUUCCGACAACAUUCACAUGCUGCAAAGGGCCAUCAACAACAUGGAAUCGGAGAAAGGCAUGGCCCCGGAUGACCCCCGCUACCCCCAGAUGCUGGGAAUGGGUGGUGGUCGAGGGGGCAAGACGCCGGGAAGCGCUGCUGGAAGCAGUGGUGGCAGCUCUGGGGUGCCCAGCCCCAUCAUGGGACCCCCUCCCAUCCCGCCCCAGGGUGCGGCACCUAUGGGAGGACCACCUCCCCAUGACGGACCGCCGCCACCGCACCACGGAUAUGGACCGCCGCCGCCUCAAGGACCCCCACCGCCACAGCACAUGGGGCCAGGUCCAGGACCGCACGGUUAUGGCAUGGGACCCCAACAGACUGGUGCCUACGGAGGGGGUGGCGGCCCCUACCAGCAACAGCCGUACCCUCCUCCACAACAGGGAGCAGGGGCAGCUGCCAGCACAGCUUCCCUCACCAGCCAGGCCCACAUCCGCACCAUCCACCAGUAGCGUCGGAGCCUCCCGACCCAGCAGCACAGGGUUACGGCAGUGGAGGAGGGCCUGGCAGCGGGGGCCCGCCUUCCAACGGGUCUGCAGGCAAUGCUCUUCCGGGCGCCGAGGGCAGCGGCACUCCCGGCAGCGCCGGCUCAAAAACAUCGCUCCUAAACAAUCCCCAGUUGACCCAGUUGCGGGCCCAGAUCAUGGCGUACAAGCUCCUGGCACGCAACCAGCCCGUGCCGGACCACAUCAGCAUGGCUGUCCUUGGCACAGGCUCCUCCCAAGGCACCCCUCAGGGCUCGCCUCAGCCAGGACCACCGUACAUGCACAGGCCACCAGG